Molecule: messenger RNA, 4386 nt
Organism: Cuscuta europaea
Lineage: Eukaryota; Viridiplantae; Streptophyta; Magnoliopsida; Solanales; Convolvulaceae
Source: the annotation of a GenBank genome assembly
CUCGUAUGAGGGCUUGGCAGCUCAUGAUAGUCUCGAUAAGUGUCUUCAAUAAAAUACUAACAAAAUAAGUAGGGUCGACGACUGCGGCAGCAAUGAAUCGAGCAAAGAGAAUCCUAGCUUCCCCACUGGCCAACUUCUUCUUUUCCGGCCAAUCCUUUCUAAGGCGCUCGAAUCAAUUUCAGGUGACUCAGUCCAUCCAUCUCUCUCCCUCCUAUUUAUCCAAAUCCCGCGCUCCCACGAAUAGAAUUCUCCACGCAAAUCAACAGCUCUUGUUCUCAAUGAGGCCCAAUUCAUUCAUAAAUGAGGUGCUGUCUAAUGAUUGGUCUGAUAAGUUGGAGAAGUCAAUGUCAGAAGGAUGUGGCUCUCAGUUCAGCCAUGAAGCUGUCAUGUAUGUGUUGAAAAGGCUCAGUAAGGACCCGCCAAAAGCUCGGAAGUUCUUUAAUUGGGUUGUGAAUAUAAGUGGGUUUGAACCAAAUUCUUCUGUUUAUAACUUGAUGCUUAGGAUUUACGCACAAAAGGAUUCAAUGAAGGAUUUUUGGGUAAUUAUAAGAGAAAUGAAAGAGAAGGGGAUUUGUAUCGAUGGAGAAACUUAUAAAUCCAUACAUUCCAGUUUUCGGAAAUCAAAGAUGGAUACCGACGCUGCAGCUUUGGAAAAGGCUUACAAGCUAACAGUGAAAGAAAAUGCUACUUGUGACUCGGUGAAUGAGGUGGUUGCAGUGAUUAAUCAGUCAGAUUGGGGGUAUGAGGUGGAGAAAGAACUGGUGGCUAAAAAGUUGUUACUUUCUGAUGAUUUUAUACUUAGAGUUCUAAAGGAACUUAGAGAUGCACGGUGUCCUCUAAAGGCUGUCAAGUUUUUCAAUUGGGUAGAUGAAGGUCUUGGCUAUGAGCACAACAGCAUUACUUAUAAUGGGAUUCUUAGGGUUCUUCCCCGAGAAGAAUCUGUUGAAGAGUUCUGGAGUAUGCUGGAGAAGGUGAAGACCGCGGGCUAUUGUAUGGAUCUUGAUACAUAUAUAAAGGUCUCGAGGUAUUUUCAAAAAACUCGAAGAUUUAAAGAUGCCAUAGAACUUUAUGAGCAUAUGAUGGAUAGCCCUUAUAAGCCUUCAACUGGUGAAUUUACAAUACUUUUGCGAAGCAUUGCAACUCGGAUUCCUUCAGAUAUUGAUAUGCUAUUCAGGGUUGUGAAAAAAUUUGAGGAGUCUGGGAAUUCAUUGACAAAGGCAAUUUAUGAUGUGAUUCAUAGGUCCAUGACUAGCCUUGGGAAAUUUGAUGAAGCAGAAAAGAUUAUGGAAGCCAUGAGAAGUGCAGGGUAUGAACCUGACAACAUCACUUACAGCCAGCUAAUUCAUGGACUUUGUAAAGCAGGAAGAAUGGAGGAAGCGUCUAUGGUAAUAGAUACAAUGGAAGGACUAGGAUGCAAUCCUGAUAUCAAGACUUGGACUAUUUUGAUCCAAGGUCACUGUAAAGCUAAUGCAGUAGACAAAGCAUUGCUUUGUCUUGCUAAGAUGGUGGAGAAAAAUGUUGAUGCAGAUGGUGAUCUGUUGGAUGUAUUAAUAAACGGUUUUCUCGAUCAGGGAAAAUUAGUAGGUGCAUAUGAAUUGCUAAAAGAGAUGGUGGCUAAGGCUCACGUGCGACCAUGGCAAACAACGUACAAGAAUCUGAUUCAUAAGCUGUUGGGAGAAAUGAAACUGGAAGAAGCUUUGGAUCUACUUUGCGGGAUGAAGAAAAUCAAUUAUCCGCCUUUUGUAGAACCUUUUUAUAAAUACAUUUCCAAGCUAGGGACAGUGGAGGAUGCAAUGGAGUUUCUGAAGGCCAUUAGUAAGGGAUAUCCUUCUGCCGCAGCAUACCAGCACAUUUUUGAAUCAUUCUUUGAGGAGGGCAGGCUGUACGAGGCAAAAGAUCUUCUCUAUAAGUGCCCGCACCAUAUCCGUAAACACCCUAAGAUCUGCAGCCUCUUUGGUUCGGCAAACAACUGCAGUUGAAGACUGACUACUCCUUCAAGUCAAGACCAGCUUCUUGGAUGGAGUAAAUAUUCCGAUCAGCUAUGCAUUAUAAAUUUAAAACACACUGGGCUAAUUGCAUGUUUGUCCAAAGGUCUUCUUGCAUAGUAGAAUGAAGUUUGUCUAAGGCCUUACUAUUGGUACAUGGCACGCCACAAAUCAAUUCUACGUUGUUGUGCACCCAUAGACCAUAGUCAUGUCAAUUAAUGACAUCGAUGGAUCACGUGUGGUGUUAAUACAUGGCUCAUAUACAAUGAUUGGUCUAUUAAUGACGUUGCAGACUGGCUCUACAUAGGAACCAUACUCCUUUUCCCGGCCUUCUUGUACUUGUGCUCAACUUAAUUCUUUUUAUUUUUUAAUUUUGGGUAACAAAUAUUUAUCAUUUUCAAAUCUGGCGAUUUAAUCGACCAUUUAAUUGUGUGAAAAAAAAAUACUUACAAAAUAAGUUUUAUGCAUGUUUUAUAAAAGAAGUAACCAAAUAAUUAAUUUUGUUUAAUAUAUUUUACAACAAUAAAAAUAAGAGGUAUGAUAAGAGAACAGAGGAGGAGGAUCUGGAUGGUUAUGAUAAUCCAAACAACACCCUAAGCUUCACUCAUCUUUGAAGGGCAUUUCAUAGUAUUUUUUUGCUAAUGAGAAAAUCAAUAAACCUAAGAUUUGUGAUUUACAAGACAACGAAAGAGUGAACUUUCUCCAAAAGGAUAAAAAGUUUUUAAAAUUGGGGAUUGCAAAAGAUCGAAUUUCUAAUCGAAUGACAAAAAUUAGGAUUUAAAUUCCAGAUCGAGAAGUAUAUAAAUGUAAAACUUGGUCAUUAACUCAUUAUAAAACCUGGUCAUGAAAACCUUCUACUUUUUUUAUUCAUGAUUUCUUUCAACAAGUUUUGUUGGAAGAACCUUGUUAACUUACAGAUCUUUUACUGUCAUGGAAGAAGCAUCCUUUUUGAAACAUUGGUGGACAUAUCAGCAGAAUGAGUCACUAUGGGCCAUGUUCAUUCAUUCAAGAAAUGCCAGACAAAGAGAUAGAGAUACAGGCCCAUAGACUCAUACAUUUGGAGGAGAAUAUGCGAAACACAUGAAGUUGGGAUGAAAAGGGUUUUGUGGAAUGAUGAAGGAAGACUGGUUUGGAAACUGGGCAUCUCAGAUGGUGGCUUGCUGCAAGUCGGCAUUCUCUUGAUGACCAAUAUAUUGGUAUUCUUCCUGGGGUUAUAGUAUGGUAUAUUUGGAAAGCUUACUAUAAAGCUUGAUGGGAGGAUAAAAUCUCAACGGUUUCUAAAGGAGGUAAGGGUCAUAUUGGUCCUCGAAAUUGCAUAAAAAGCGUCAAAUAAGUCCUUACUGUCCGGCCGUCGCCAUUUGGGGAGGUCUCCGGUGAAAUUUUUUGAUAAUUUUUUUUGAGCAUCUUACUAAUUAAGUCUAAUUUACUCAUACCAAAUUUCAGCUAAAACGUCAAUCGAGAAGGCAUUCAAAUAAAUGCUUGAAGGUAACUGCGCUUUUAACUGCAGAGUUAUCUUCAAGACAUCAUUUGAAUGCCUUCCCGAUUGAAGUUUUAGCUGAAAUUUGGAAUGAGUAAACUAGAUUUAAUGAAUAAGAUGCUCAAAAAAAUUCAUCAAAAAAUUCCACCGGGAACUGCCCAGAAUGGCGACGGCCGGACAGAGACUCCUAUAAAAGGACUUAUUUGAUCAUUUUUAUGCAACUUCGAGGACCAAUCAUACUCUUACCUCGUUUCUAAAGUUAUUGUGCAAAUUAUGAAACACAUGAGUUCAUGGCGCAUGGCAAUGAGUGAUAAAAAAUUGCAGGAGAGCAUAAUUUGGUUAAAGAAAAUGGGUUGCUUCCCCCCACUUUCCGAAGCUCUAUCAUUAUAGGUGACUCCCUUCGAAAUUUUCAACAUUAGCUUUACUUCAGGCUUUAAGAUGGUGUUCUUUAAAUGGCUCUAACGCUAUGGAAGUUGAGAUUUCAGAACAUUCUCUUUACUCUAUGGAAGUUGAGAUUUCAGAACAUUCUCUUUACUCUAUGGAAGUUGAGAUUUCAGAACAUUCUCCUUACUCGGCUAUUAGAGACAAAGACCAUCCUUGGAAAAGCAGGGGACAGAUAAUGCAAACUAAGGAGAUCAUAUUUCAGGAGGGACAUUUUUUGCUGAAGGUAAAAUCUGAAGCUAAUAAGUAGCAACUCAGUUGGCUCAAACUUCAGGAACUCCAAGCUACUGUUAGAGGUGCUAUUUUGUUAGAAAUGGUAUAACUUAUAGAGUAUUUGUAAUUCAUAGUUAUUUAAAAAAACAUUUUUUACUACGAAUGGGUCUUGUUUUAUUUAUCUUUUAAUUUUAUAAGAAUAGUUAAAUAGUAUCAUAUCAUAUUAUAUGUUGGAUGUAGUUUUUAGCUCCUAUUGAAUUGGUUGCCAAC